Pogonomyrmex barbatus (red harvester ant) is the source of this 981-nucleotide messenger RNA. RefSeq lists its product as uncharacterized. NCBI's taxonomy places the organism in Eukaryota, Metazoa, Arthropoda, Insecta, Hymenoptera, Formicidae. The record is from RefSeq and is a predicted model, not a curated record.
GCUAAAAGUGAAGGUCCUAGAAAAUUAAAUGACAUUAUUGUUUGGAUAAGAAAGAAACCCGUUAUCAAUAGCACGCUAUUUAUGCAUUUUCAAUUGCGUAAAGUCUGGCCACCCUUACGUAGCGUAGACCUCAUAGCCAAACCUUUGGUAUUAGCAACGUAUCGUAUGGCACCCUCUUUGCCGUUCAAAUUCUUUGAGACGUUUGCAGAAAUUAUUGAGGACAUCUUGGAACGACCAGUUGUUUUGUUGCACGAAACCAAAGAUAACCGACCUAUCCCUAGCGAUCUCGUUGAAAUAGCUAUUAUGCCAGCGUCUGAAAACUGGAACAUCGGUAAGCUUUUACCCGUAACUUUUGAGUUCCAGCAUGCUCUAAACAUGCCCAAGUGUACCAACAUGUACGCCGACGUAGUUGUUUUAAAACACUCGUCGCCUCGUAUUAGCCUCGGACGCUCAAUGUCGAGUUUGCAAGAAUGUAAAGUGAGUAUUGCGAAGAAAAACUACAGGCACAAUUCUGUUGCCGGAUUGUUCUGGAAUUAUUUAAUUUCAACAGGCAGAACUCCCCAAUUUUUUGCAACUGUACUCGAUGCUAACAAUGGAAGAGAUGUAAUAUCAAUGGUCAUCGACGGGAUAGCAGACGCAGGAAUAGUAGAAGCACCAGUGCUCACAUGUAAUCGUUACAAUCUAGUCGGUGCAGAAGAGCUUGAGAUUUUCGCCAGCAUAGGACCUUUACCACCUUAUCGUAUAAUGAUACACCCAAGAGCAGCGGAAGAGUACGGCAACAUGCUUACCGAUGGCCUACUAGAGAACGACUCUAAAUGGCACAAAAGACUGAACUGCUUGGGCAUCUUAGGUUUUGCCAAGAAUUCUGCUGACAACUACAAACCGAUUGAUGAGACACCUGUGGUCACUGAAAUAUUUUAUUCAUCUGAAUAUUAAAUUGUUUUAUAUUAUUUAUAUUUUAUCUUUUUUUAUUAUUUUAUA